CCUUCUCCCGGUCUAAUUCUGUCUUCACGAUGCAAGAGCGCUCUACUGGCCGAGCCGGGUAACUCAGCCUCCUCCCUCAUCCUCUUCCUCAUCCUCACCACCCUCCUCACCACCCUCCUCCUCCUCCACGGUUCACCAUCACUGUGAGUCCCAGCCGCGUCCGUCGGAGCACAAGACGAGUUUCCUACCCCUCCCCUCUCAUCUCCUCUGCACGAGUUCGCCGGCUGCCUCGGUCGCCGCAUCUCUGCCGGGGCACGAUGGCUGCAGGAGUGGUGCGUGUGGUGCAGAGGCUGAGGGAAACCCUGGAGGAGCACACAGACUCCAUCGACCUGUCUGCGUGUGAGAUGACGAACGUGCCCGUGGCGGUGAACGUGAUGCUGGCGGAAGUCGCGGACGACGUCCGGGUCGCAUCUCUGGCCGACAACAUCCUCAAGUCGCUGCCCAGCAACUUCCUCAGCACCUUCUCCCACCUGCAUGAGCUGCACCUGCAGGGCAACCGACUCAAGUCGCUGCCGGAUGCGGUGGCCUCCCUGACCGAACUGCACUUCAUCGAUGUCUCCAGGAACUGCUUUGUGACCUUCCCGGAGAGCCUCACCGCCACGCCGAGCCUACGCACCAUCGACCUGUCCCACAACUCCCUGCAGGAGCUCCCCGCCGAGAAGCUCGCGGCCAUGCCCUCCCUCGCGUCGCUGAUCGUCACCGCGAACCCCCUGACGCAAGACGCCGUGGACUCGCUGAGCCUGCUGACGGACACCCUGCGAGUGACGCUGGCCCCUCCGGAGGAGCGCAACGGCCACGGCGGCUGUGGCAGCGAUCGAGAAACGAGCGUCACGGGUGACGAGGCCGCUCGUGACGAGGCUCGCUGUGCCGCUGAUGUCGUUGCCGAUGACCGGUGCCUUUCCCAGAGUGACCGCCCCCACCUCCCACUGCCUCCCCCACCACCACCCCCACCCCCCCUACCACCCAUUCGCCCCAGGCUGGAGUGAAUGGUCCUCCUCGGCCAGGCGGUCGGCAACCUGCAGCUGCAGAGACGCAUGCGGCUCUUGAAGGGCUGCAGUGCGGCUCUUGGCACUCGAAAAAAAUGUGUUAUUUUGGUUGGCGAUCCCUUACCAUGGACAUCCAGUUCACCAUGGACGUCCAGUUCACCAUGGACGUCCAGUUCACCAUGGUAGUUCAGUUCACCAUGGUAGUCCAGUUCACCAUGGUAGUCUAGUUCACCAUGGUAGUUCAGUUCACCAUGGUAGUCCAGUUCACCAUGGACGUCCAGUUCACCAUGGGAGUCCAGUUCACCAUGACGUCCAGUUCACCAUGACGUCCAAUUCACCAUGGUAGUCCAGUUCACCAUGGAAGUUCAGUUCACCAUGGACGUCCAGUUCACCAUGAAAGUCCAGCUCACCAUGGAAGUCCAGUUCACCAUGGAAGUCCAGUUCACCAUGGAAGUCCAGUUCACCAUGGACGUCCAGUUUACCGUGGGCAGGGAUCGGCAACCUGCGGAUCGGGAGCGGCAUGCGGCUCGUUGAGUGACUACUUCGUGGCCUUCUUCUU
Lethenteron reissneri (Far Eastern brook lamprey) is the source of this 1545-nucleotide messenger RNA. RefSeq names its product leucine-rich repeat-containing protein 20-like. Lineage: Eukaryota; Metazoa; Chordata; Hyperoartia; Petromyzontiformes; Petromyzontidae. The record is from RefSeq and is a predicted model, not a curated record. Gene Ontology annotation, molecular function: protein binding.